AUGUGUGACCAGACCUUUUUAGCAGUUGUAUUUGGUCCAUGUGACAAGUGCUUCAAAGAGAAGCCCCUGAGGGCUGUUUACAUCAAAUCAGAACAACUCAGCUACUGCUCACUAUGUGUGGAAAUGAUGGCAACCGAGGGGCUGCACGAAAACGAGACCUUGGCAUCGCUGAAAAAUGAGGCCGAGAGCCUGAAGGGCAAGCUGGAGGAGGAGCGAGCCAAGCUGCACGACGUGGAGCUUCACCAGGUAGCAGAGCGUGUGGAGGCACUGGGCCAAUUUGUGAUGAAGACCAGGAGAACCCUGAAGGGCCAUGGAAAUAAAGUUCUCUGUAUGGACUGGUGCAAAGACAAGAGAAGGAUUGUGAGCUCUUCCCAGGAUGGGAAAGUGAUCGUGUGGGAUUCCUUCACUACGAACAAGGAACAUGCAGUGACGAUGCCAUGUACCUGGGUGAUGGCAUGUGCAUAUGCCCCGUCUGGAUGUGCCAUUGCUUGUGGUGGCCUGGACAACAAGUGUUCUGUGUACCCUCUGACAUUUGACAAAAAUGAAAAUAUGGCUGCAAAGAAGAAAUCAGUUGCAAUGCACACAAACUACUUGUCUGCCUGCAGCUUCACUAACUCAGACAUGCAGAUCUUGACAGCAAGUGGCGAUGGAACUUGUGCUCUGUGGGAUGUUGAGAGUGGGCAGCUUCUGCAGAGUUUCCAUGGUCAUGGAGCUGAUGUCUUGUGCCUGGACCUGGCCCCUUCUGAAACGGGAAAUACAUUUGUCUCUGGGGGAUGUGACAAGAAAGCCAUGGUCUGGGAUAUGCGGUCCGGUCAGUGCAUCCAGUCAUUUGAAACCCACGAUUCAGAUAUCAACAGUGUCAGAUAUUACCCAAGUGGUGAUGCUUUUGCCUCUGGAUCAGAUGAUGCCACGUGUCGUUUAUAUGACCUCCGUGCAGACAGAGAAGUAGCAAUUUAUUCCAAAGAGAGCAUCAUUUUUGGAGCAUCCAGUGUGGACUUCUCUCUCAGCGGUCGCCUGCUGUUUGCAGGCUAUAACGAUUACACCAUAAAUGUCUGGGAUGUGCUGAAAGGGUCCCGUGUGUCCAUUCUGUUUGGACAUGAAAAUCGUGUCAGCACUUUGCGGGUCUCUCCCGAUGGGACCGCCUUCUGCUCGGGCUCCUGGGACCACACUCUGAGAAUCUGGGCUUAACCUGAAGUUCUGUAUGCAGAACCAUAUGAAGACUGACACUCUGGACUAAAAAACUGCAUUAAAAAGCUACCCCUCAAAAUCAACUAUUCACUACACUGCAAAAGAGUGACACUGAACCCACAAGUUAACACAACUAGGUAGUGUGAUCUGCUUGAACACAUAGCAAACAUCAACUAGUAGUAAAAUGGAAUGUGUCUAAUUCUGUUUUGAAACUAUCUUCUUUUAUUAGAACUAGUUCAGAGAAAAGUCCCUUUAUAAUUAUCUAAAGUCACCUGUAUCAUAGAAUUGAGUAUAUCAGUGCACAUUAUGUAUUUAUUUGCAUGAAUUGAAUUCCUUUUUAAAGUAAAAAAAAAAAAAUUAAAAAUCCUGAUUUUAUCAGGAUGUAGCAUAAGACUUUGGAAACAUUCCGUGGUAGUGAAUUGAAUUUUGGUGAUGAAGAGAAGAAAAAAAAACAAUACUGGUAUUCUGUGAUAGUAUUAUGGAUGACUGAACCUUGGUAGUAAGUAGAGGAGCAAAGGAGCUACUGUGAAGGUACUGGCUAUUGUCAUAAAAAUGUAUUUUUUGUACAGAAAAGGAAUCCUUUCAAUCCCUGUUUUUUCCUACUGUCUUUUUAGAUAGAAAUAAGUCUUUCAUCUCUGUUACCUGAACUGAAAGAAUCUAAAUAUUUACACACUGAUAAGCUGCAAAGAGGGAUAUAAACAUGAUUUACAUAAUCAUGAGGUAAUACUUAACCAGUAGUUUCUUAGAAAUUUUUAAUUGUAUCACUUGGUGAGUGAAUUUUCUUUUACUUAAAAGAAUACUACAUGCUAAGCACUAAGGGAUACUACAUGCUAAGCACUAAGCACUGGCUGUACUGAUGGUCAGAUCUUUUCCAAGCCAGUCAUUGUCAUUCUAUGAUCAUGAUUCUUAUUUGCAUAUUGAUCAGUUCAUGCCACUUUGGCUGGACAGUGUAGCUUAAAUGUGUAUUGAGAGUAUAUGCCCAUUUUAAGGUCCUUCUGCAACAUCAGAGCAGUCUUAAGUUCAGCCAAAUCAUACAGUUCUUACUCUAUCAGCAAUCUUCCACUGGUGUGGACAGAAUUAAGAUUUAAUCAGAUAUAGCUGAAGUGCAGCUACAUUAUAGAACUUCAGGAAAUUAUAUCUGUUCUUACAUGUUGAAAGCGAUUGAGAAGGGAGUGGGUCAGACUCUGCUGAGUACUGACAGGUACUGAGUCUAAUCUGAGCAGAGGCACUCUGGGAGCAAAGUGCUGGAGUAAUGCUGGGGCUUGCACGGUCUGACCUUUGAAAUGAAAGUGGUGAGAUGCAUCUCUCAAAAGAUCAAAUAGAUGAUUUAUACUUGGAUUGAAAUGAGAAAACAGGCUCACUGGAGUGAGCCUGGUCACUGGAGUUGGCUGUUCUUGUAAGUUUGAUAUUUUCUUUCUAUUUGAAAGUGGGGAAUUUUUUUUUUCUUUACAAUUCUUGGAAAACUGUAUUAAACCAAAACCUCCUCAUUCAUGAAAACGUUAGGUUCCAUGAAUCCAUAAGCAGUAAACCUAGGACAGUGACACCUGUAUCAGCCCCCCAUCCUUAAUGAAAUAGUUCAUCUAUUUUCUUUUGGAAAAGUCCACUCUUAUGCUUUGCAAUAUUUGUGGCAAACUGUCCCUGUAAUGGACUGAAUGCACUAUGGAAAAGUCAUUGGAGCUCACUGUGCAAUAUCGAGUCAAUACACUGUACACAUUUGGUUCAAAAAUUAAUGUCUAGAUAGUAUUUAUGAGUAAGAUGUUUGUUUCAAACAUACAACAUUGUGUUGAUACUUAUG
This is a messenger RNA of Indicator indicator, 2983 nucleotides long. It is a transcript of the gene GNB5, whose product is annotated as G protein subunit beta 5. The record is from RefSeq and is a predicted model, not a curated record. Gene Ontology annotation, biological process: G protein-coupled dopamine receptor signaling pathway; G protein-coupled receptor signaling pathway. Bases 1 to 1188 code for a protein of 395 amino acids. The transcript has 12 exons. Gene Ontology annotation, molecular function: signaling receptor complex adaptor activity; protein binding. Lineage: Eukaryota; Metazoa; Chordata; Aves; Piciformes; Indicatoridae. Gene Ontology annotation, cellular component: heterotrimeric G-protein complex; cytoplasm.